Molecule: messenger RNA, 1413 nt
Organism: Annulohypoxylon maeteangense
Lineage: Eukaryota; Fungi; Ascomycota; Sordariomycetes; Xylariales; Hypoxylaceae
Exons: 3
Coding region: 1-1413 (470 amino acids)
Molecular function (GO): oxidoreductase activity
Source: RefSeq, a predicted model, not a curated record
AUGGUCUUAGUAAAUGAUGAAGACAUCAAUGAAUACGGUUGGAGAGAGUACUGGGGCAUGAAAUUCAAGUGGACUCCGGAGCAUCUAACAUCCAAAGACCUAGAGCCCCUAAUACGCACAUACGACACCGUCGCUACCGAGGCUGUCGAAAGAUUAGAUGAGCUCUCUCCGCCUCCUAAGAAAGAGGUUCCUGAGGAGAACUAUGAGACGCCAACAGCAGAGAAGAAAGUUAGAAGAGACCUCUACGAACUUCUUAAACAACACGGUACUACCGACAAGAAGGCCAAAAGACUAUGGAGUGAGGUCAAUACCAUUCCGGAUUGGGUUGACUGGGAACAGAUAGAAAGGGGCCAGAAAGUGUUCUACCGAUACGGAGGCCCGGCCAUCACGUCUUUAACCUUCCUAUCCCUAUUAGGCGGCAUGGGAAGCGGCCGAACCGUCGAAACCCUCGACCGAACUGGCGGCUUCAGCGCAGAAGUAGUCAGACGUCGACUCCUAGAAACCACACAGCACACCCUCAACGUAACCCGUGACCUAGAGUCCAUAAAGCCAGGCGGUGACGGCUUCGCAGACUCGAUCCGGGUGCGCAUGCUGCACGCGACAGUGCGCCGGCGGGUAAUGAAGAUGGCAGCGUCUCGUCCAGGGUACUACGACAUGCAAGCCUUCGGCAUCCCGAUCAACGACCUCGACUGCAUCGGCACCAUCAACGCGUUCUCAGCGACCGUGCUAUGGAUGGGUCUCCAACGCCAGGGCAUAUAUCUCCGGCGGCAAGAGACAGCUGACUACCUCGCGCUCUGGCGAUACGUCGCGUACCUCAUGGGGACGCCGCACGACUGGCUAUCGACGCCAGAAUCAGCCAGACGAAUGAUGGAAUCGCUGCUAGUCUCCGAGAUAAAACCCACUCGCGCGUCCGCGAACCUCGCCAACAACAUCAUCACGGGUCUUCAAGGGCAGCCACCAACAUAUGCUUCGAAAGAGUUCAUGUGCGCGCAGACGUAUUGGCUCAACGGGCGAGAGCUGUCCGAGGCCUUGUCCAUCGACCGACCGGGUCCGUGGUAUUUUGCCCUCGUGCUCGGGCAGUGCAUCCUGUUUAUGGCGCUUAGCUACGUGAACCGCAGUGUCGGGUAUCUCGACGAGCGAAACAUCAAGCUAGUCCGCAAAGCCUUCUACCAGAUCCUGCUCCAGGACAAGUCGAAAGGCGCGCUGGGGUAUACCUCGAAGUUCAACAUAAAGUACGUCCCCUCGUUCGCCAAGACGUCGACGGAGCGCGGUGCGUCGGCAUCUCGUGUGAUGCGGGAUACGCUUGGGAAGGCGGAACGAACGGCUUUGGUAUCACUGCUCGCGUCCGCGGCUUUUGUCGGCGCUUCUGUGUGGUGUUGUGCGAAAGCUGUGGCAUGGUUGGUUAGCGGAUAG